AAAAAAUGACAUUUUCAAUUUUAGCAAGCUUUCCAGAUUCCCCGCAAAAAUAGUAGGUGCAAACAUGGAGUAUAUAGGAGUAAACCACUGCUGCUCCAAAAUUAGCACUUUCCCAUAUACUAAUUUCUCUCUCCUUUUUCACAACACUUCUGAGAAAUCUCGCCAUUUUUCUCUGAAAUCUCAACUCAAAAACCCUGAUAUUAAAAUGACCAAGAAACCCAGUAUUAUCAAAGAUAAUAAUAAUGGGUCUACUUUGAUUCAAAAAGAAGUUACUAGAACUGAUUUUCCUCCCGAUUUUGUGUUUGGCGUUGCAACUUCUGCUUAUCAGGUUGAAGGAGGGUGGAAUGAGGGUAACAAAGGUCCUAGUAUUUGGGAUGCUUUUACUCAUAUUGAAGGAAAAAUUGUUGAUGGAAGUAAUGGUGAUGUAGCAGUUGAUCAAUACCAUCGUUACAAGGAAGAUGUAGAACUCAUAUCUACAUUGGGUUUUGAAGCGUACCGGUUCUCAAUUUCAUGGUCCCGCAUAUUUCCCGACGGCCUCGGGACUAAGGUUAAUGAUGAAGGGAUAAAUUACUACAACAAUCUUAUUAAUACUCUUCUCGAGAAAGGUAUACAACCUUAUGUUACUUUGUACCAUUGGGACCUUCCUUUACAUCUCCAAGAGUCAAUGGGAGGAUGGAUGAAUAGGGACAUUGUAAAAUAUUUUACAAUGUAUGCGGAAGCUUGCUUUGCAAAUUUUGGGGAUAGAGUUAAACACUGGAUUACGUUUAAUGAGCCUCUUCAAACUUCUAUCAACGCCUAUGGUAUUGGGAUAUUUGCCCCUGGAAAAUGCGAAGAUUCAUAUUUGGUAGCCCAUCAUCAAAUCCUGGCCCAUGGUUCUGCUGCUUCAGUCUAUAAAGACAAGUACCAGGAAAAGCAAGGUGGACAGAUUGGGUUGGUGGUAGAUUGUGAAUGGGCUGAAGCAGCAUCAGAGAGUGUUGAAGACAAAAUUGCUGCUGCACGACGCCUUGAUUUCCAGCUAGGAUGGUAUUUGGAUCCAAUAUAUUUUGGAGACUAUCCCCAAGUAAUGCGCAAAAAACUUGGGGAGAGGCUUCCUAUAUUCUCUCAGGAAGACAGAGACUUGCUUCAGAACUCCAUAGACUUCCUUGGUAUAAAUCACUACACUACUAGGUACAUAGCACAUUCAACUGCUGAUCCUGAAGGGCAUGAAUAUUACGCAGCACAAGAGAUGGAGAGAAUUGCUGAAUGGGAAGAGGGUGAAUCAAUUGGUGAGAAGGCUGCAUCAUCCUGGCUAUAUGUAGUUCCUUGGGGAUUUAAGAAACUUCUUACUUACGUAGCAAAGAAAUACAACAAUCCUACAAUUUAUGUUACUGAGAAUGGUAUGGAUGAUGAAAACGAUGACUUGGCUGAGCUCCAUGAGGUGCUAGAUGACAAGUUGAGAGUCACUUACUUCAAGGGCUAUGUUGCUGGUGUUGCAGAAGCAAUCAAGGAUGGCGUCAAUGUGAAAGGAUACUUUGCAUGGUCUUUGUUGGACAACUUUGAAUGGCAACAAGGUUACACCAAGCGGUUCGGUUUAGUUUAUGUAGACUACAAGAAUGGACUUUCUCGGCAUCCAAAAUCCUCCGCAUAUUGGUGGAUGCGAUUUUUGAAGGGCAACAAGGGGAAAGAUGGUAAAGAAGAGUGAUUUUUAUUGUAUCCUCGAUCUCAUUGAAAACAGAGUAUUACAAGUUUACAACUUACAGAUUAUAACCUAAACAUUCUCUAACUAGCGCUGUGAACUUGUGAAGGCUACCAAUAUACAUUCAGCAAAUUUGGUUAUACUUCUUUUUUGGUCCUUAGUUUGGCUUUGUUUUCUUUGGUGUGUUUUUAUAUGUUUUUGUUAGAACUUCCUGCCAAUAAAACAAGGGUUAUACUUGGAUUGCUUACUAU
Messenger RNA from Chenopodium quinoa (quinoa), 1926 nucleotides. Its product is annotated as beta-glucosidase 42-like. Gene Ontology annotation, molecular function: beta-glucosidase activity. Lineage: Eukaryota; Viridiplantae; Streptophyta; Magnoliopsida; Caryophyllales; Amaranthaceae. The coding region runs from base 65 to 1681 and encodes 538 amino acids. The transcript is spliced from 13 exons. The record is from RefSeq and is a predicted model, not a curated record. Gene Ontology annotation, biological process: cellulose catabolic process.